AUGUCCACCGCGGCCGCGCAAUACAAGAAAAAGGAUGGCACGGUCACGGUCUCUGCAGACGGCAAGACCGUCUCAUGGACGGCAUCGGCCGCUAAUGCUCCUGCGCUGACCAUAGCCAUUGGCGACAUUGGAAAUCUUCAGCAGACACCCGCGACUUCAGCCAAAGCCUCGAUCAAAAUCGUCGUACAAGAGCCCUCCCCCCAGGCUGGAAACCACACCCUGACCUUCACCUCUGCCGCCGCUCGCGAAGACCAGCAAAACAUCACCGGUCUCUUGCGCAAGUGGAUCGAAGCCUUCAAGUCGCAGAAUGUUGCGACGCCAGUCCCUGCUGCUACGCCUCCUGCAGGUGGCGCAGGCGGAACAUCAGCUGCCAUGGCCAUGGCUCAGACGGUGACAGCGGAGGCAAAGGACACGGACGAUCAAUAUGCAGACACGAAGCUGUUGACAGACCUGGAGCUGCAGAUGUCGUUACUCAACUCAAGCCCCAUACUCCGUCAACGCUUCGACCGAGCUUUGCAAGAGAAGCCAGAUUCUGUGUCAUUGGGACAGUUUUCCAACCACUUUUGGUCCACCAGGGUACACAUGUUGAGGUCGCAUGCUAUAGAGAGAUCACAGGCUACAGGAACAUACAAUGUGCUUUCUGUCAUCAAGGCAAAAACGGUCGACGGCGCGCUCAUGCUCAGCCUCACCAAGGAGCAGAUUGAGCUCCUCUUUCGACAGCAUCCCGUCGUCCAAAAAGCCUACAAUGAGAAUGUUCCCCAACUGAGUGAGGGCGACUUUUGGGAGAGGUUCUUCCACAGUCGUCUGAUGAAGAAACUCAAGGGCGAACGCAUCUCCGACAAGGAUGUGCUUGAUCCCAAGCUGGACAAGUACCUGGCAUACGAUGAAAGGACUGAAGAGGAUCAUGAGCUGCUUGCUUCUUCCAUACCUAAUUUCAUCAACAUAGAGGGCAACGAGAAUAAUCACAGCCAGAAACAGGGUAACCGCCCCGACUUCACCAUGAACCCAGCGAAUUUCGAAAAGGCGCCAAUAUUGCGCGUACUAAACCGAAUGAGCGAGAAGAUGAUGAAGGAAGUGCCAAAUUCCGAUGCAAGCCGGCAUGCGCCUGUUGGUCUUGACGAGGAAACCUACAAGGAGUUGCAGCUCCGCGACUUGCAACGCGCCGAUGACGAUAAUAGGGUAGUCCUCAAAGUACAAGAUCAGAGUCGCUUCUUCUCCGCAGGACAAAGCGUGCACACUUCGACUAGUGCUGCCACAUAUACGAAACGGACGCCGGCGCAGGUUUUGUCUACCUUGCAGCACGACCUCGGCCGUCUGGGGGUACAGAAUAACGGUGCUAUCAAGGUGGACAUGCAUGCCACCAUUCAAGUAGACGACGACAGUAGUAGCGAUGAGGAAGAUGCUGCACCGAAGAAGCUGAGGGUUGGCAGUCGAGCUUCACGAAAAGCGGCCACACUGCAGACGGUAUCAGCAAUCAAGAAGCAGCAUCUGCAUGGGGAUGAGUACCUGGCCUCCAAAACGGUCGCAAACAGCGAGUUAGCAUCGAAGCUCAGCAUCCCGGAGAGUAUCCUGGAGAGUCUUACGAUGACGCACAACACGACGGUCGAGUUCCUGCACUAUUUCUGGGCCGUAUUCUACUCAGGAGACGCUGACCGCGCCAACGAAGUGGCAAAACUGAUAGAGACGUUGGACAAAUCGCUCGACCGCAUUUCUGCCGUGGCAAAUGCGGCAGAGGCGGAGCGCACAGCACGCGUCGAACAGCUAAGGAAGGACAAUGAAUAUGCAAAUCAGCGUUCCGCGAGGAAGAGAAAGUUCGAUCCGGACGCCAUCAAGGGCGGGGCCCAGGCCGUCAACCAGAUUGUAGAGCCACUCCUCCGCGCGAUCAACGCCGCACGCAGUCGGUAUCAGAAAUCUCUGCAGGAGCAAAUGGGCCAGGUUGGGUCAUGA
Plenodomus lingam JN3 is the source of this 1947-nucleotide messenger RNA. RefSeq lists its product as uncharacterized. NCBI's taxonomy places the organism in Eukaryota, Fungi, Ascomycota, Dothideomycetes, Pleosporales, Leptosphaeriaceae. Gene Ontology annotation, biological process: nucleotide-excision repair; transcription by RNA polymerase I; transcription by RNA polymerase II. The record is from RefSeq and is a predicted model, not a curated record. Gene Ontology annotation, cellular component: transcription factor TFIIH holo complex; transcription factor TFIIH core complex.